GGCGGACAGAAUUGUAAUUUUCUAGAAAUGAAAACAAUGAAUAUUUCUUCAAGACCAUGAUAUGCGAAAUUAACAAUGCAGCUGGACAUCUUUUAGAUAUCUCUAGGAAUAAGAUGAAUGGUUAGUUAAAAGACAUUGGACAAAGAAAACCAAAAUGCUUUUCACACUCAAGGAAAUGGUACGAUGGAUGCGUAUGACAGGAUUUGAAUUAUGGCUUCACAUGAUAUCAGUGUUCAUAUUUUCAAUAAUAGCAGUUUUAAAAUAUGAAGAUAUAAUAACUCAGUCAUGGUGGAUUAUGUUUAUACCUCUUUUUGCCUGUGAUGGACUAAACGCGUAUUUCUGUGUUAUUGUAUUUAUUCGGAUGUGUCAUGAGGGUGAUAGAAGAAUAGGUGCAUUACGACUUCUUAAUUCAAUAAUGAGUAUAAUGUUAUUAACAGUGUUUAAAUAUUUACUGUGUAGAAAACUGAAUGAUCAAGAAUCUUUGGCCCCAUCAGAAGUUAUGGCACCAUUAUUUAUUUUAUUACAGAUAGUUAUGAUUCGUGCCUGUAAACUUCAUUGAUUCCAGAUACAUUGCAAUUCACAUUCUUUAUCAUUAUUUAGUAUCAUUUUGUGUUCAUAAAAUAAUGUGUUUAUAGGACAGGACACAAAUAUGCUUUUGAGUUGAACUUAAACAACAAAGUAACAGCCAGAAAAGAAUUGAAGUCAAUAUGGUCUAAUUCUUGUAUAUUUGAGUUCAAAGCAUUCGAAAUUAAUUUCAGGACAAUGUGGAAUAUAUUUAGGAUUAACCAUGAGGCCAAGAGUUUUAAGAUAAUUUUCACCAUAAUAGAAUUGUAAUCAAAUUAUCAGAACAAUGUCCCAAUCAUAAAAUGUUCAGUAUUGCUGAAACACUACUGACAUUUUAAACAGAUCAAUUUUACUUUGUGUCAUAUAUGGUUAAUAAUAUCAUCUUGUUAAAAAUUACAUUUUUGUACAAAUAAAUCAUAUUUAUAAU
Molecule: messenger RNA, 991 nt
Organism: Lottia gigantea (owl limpet)
Lineage: Eukaryota; Metazoa; Mollusca; Gastropoda; Lottiidae
Exons: 2
Coding region: 155-559 (134 amino acids)
Biological process (GO): intracellular calcium ion homeostasis
Cellular component (GO): endoplasmic reticulum
Source: RefSeq, a predicted model, not a curated record